This is a messenger RNA of Thyridium curvatum, 390 nucleotides long. RefSeq lists its product as uncharacterized. The annotation marks the transcript as partial. The transcript is spliced from 2 exons. Lineage: Eukaryota; Fungi; Ascomycota; Sordariomycetes; Thyridiales; Thyridiaceae. The record is from RefSeq and is a predicted model, not a curated record.
AUGUCUUCAGGCCGUGUCGAGAAGCGGAGUGCGCGAUACCCAAAGAAGUCUUCUACCGAGCGGAACGAACAGCUGGCUUCCGAGAUUGAUUCUUCAGGAUACGAGGUGAUGCCGUGCUCAUGGUGCUUCGAUCAUGGCUUGGAAUGCAAAAUGAUUGAACGAACAAGACGUUGUUCUGAGUGUGUGCGGCGUGGUCGGUCAUGCGAUGGGACAGGCGUCCCAGUUGGUGUCUUGUCUCGCGUCACAGCCGAGCAGAAACGUCUCGAGCGCAAGGAAAUCGAGGAGGAAGAGGCUUUCGAAGACCUCCUUCAGCGGCAGCAGCGGAUUCAAGACGAGAUUCGAGAAGCGACGGCGCGCUUGAUUCGCCUUCGCAAGCAGAGGCGUUUCCUU